Molecule: messenger RNA, 3636 nt
Organism: Erpetoichthys calabaricus (reedfish)
Lineage: Eukaryota; Metazoa; Chordata; Cladistia; Polypteriformes; Polypteridae
Gene: eef1akmt1
Product: EEF1A lysine methyltransferase 1
Exons: 5
Coding region: 223-876 (217 amino acids)
Biological process (GO): methylation
Molecular function (GO): protein-lysine N-methyltransferase activity; nucleic acid binding
Source: RefSeq, a predicted model, not a curated record
AAUCCCCGGUAUGGCUUUACUGGUGACCGCCGCGUAUCUAGGCAGACCAAUCUUCGUUGUGUGUGUGCCCGGUCUUUUCUUACCGACGACACAUCAUUGCUAAUCCAAAGGUUCCUCAUUUGUUGUUCGCCUCCCGUCGGAAUAUUAGAUGGUGGAACACGUGCAGUUCGUGUGACUUCUACUCACGCCAAGAAACAUCGAGCGUACCAGUCAGUCAAUAGGAUGUCCGACAGUGAGGAGGAUGACUGCCCGCGGCUUUCUGCUGAAACUCUGGCGGCCCUUCAGGAGUUUUAUCUGGAGCAGCAGCAGCCAAGCACAGUUAUGAAGAACUUUGCAGUGGGAGCCAUUGAAGAGGACUGGCAGUUAAGCCAGUUCUGGUACAGCGAUGACACAGCAGAGCGCCUUGCCAAAGAAGUCAUUUCAGCCAUUGGGAGAGGCAGCAAAAUUGCUUGCAUCAGUGCUCCAAGCAUUUACCAGAAGUUGAAGGAGCUUCACCAUGAAGAUGUUUCUGUGGUUAUCCUAGAAUAUGACAAGAGGUUUUCAUUGUAUGGGGAAGAAUUCAUCUUCUAUGACUAUAACAGCCCCCUCUCCUUACCAGACAGCAUAACGCCCAACAGUUUUGAUAUCGUGGUAGCUGAUCCCCCUUAUCUGUCAGAAGAAUGCCUCACCAAAACAGCACAGACAAUUAAAUUUCUUACAAAAGGAAGAAUUCUUUUAUGUACAGGUGCAGUCAUGGAAGAACUCGCAGAACAGCUUCUUGGAGUCAAGAUGUGUGAAUUUAUCCCAAAACACAACAGACACUUAGGCAAUGAAUUCAGGUGCUAUGUGAACUACAGAUCUAGUCUGAACUCAACAGUGCACACUUCUAAUAGUUAAUGUCUUGUUUCACUUAUAAUAAAAGACUUUGUUUAUUAUUGACUGUUGGGGAGGGUUGGAAAAGUCAUUCAAACUGUAACCAUUGCUAGGCUCUCACACUUAUUCACAAUCAAACCAUCUUACAUGGAAACACUUGAGAGAAAACCCUUUGAGAGUGCUUUCAUUCCAAACCUGCUUAUUCAUUAAUUUAUUUUCUGUUUACUCCAAUUUGAAAAAAUAUGACAGCAACGCUGGAUUCCACUUAGGAACCAGCAUGGGAAAGCUAGCAGCUCACUGCAGGACAGGCUUGCACUCCCAAGGUUAAAAAUGAACUCUACUGGCACAUCUUUGCUCCUGUGGUAGAAGACUGUGCUGUAUUAGCAAGUGAAAGUCUACAUGGACACCGGGCUCCCUCACACCUGUUGAAGCUCAAUGCAGAUGUUAAACUCACAUUGUCAAUAGUCCAAUGUAAACGUAUAUGAAAGCAAGAAGCAUUUCAAACCUUUCUGCUCCAUCUAAAUCCAUAUCUCAAUACCGGCGCACCCAUCUGAUGACUGCUUAGUUCCAUGAGACAAGACUAUUUACUAAUGUUUCUUGAACUUAUUCACUACUUAUGCUAAAAAUAUAUUUUCAUUGCUUAAAUACAAAUCUUCACUAUCAUGAAUUUCACUGUUGGAAAUCUAAAUCGUGCAGACAUCUGUGGCUUAACUCCGAGUUCCCUAUACAGUGUCAGUUCUCACUCCAGUAUCCAGUCCUACCUUCACACCAUUUUCUUGGCUAACUUUGUCUUCUUUAGCUAAACUGGAGUUGCUGGUCUCGGUUUCUUUGUCAGUCUCUGGAAUGCAUGUGCACCCAACAGGAAUGGAUACGUAAUAUUCAGUGUACACGUAGCGCCCUCCAGUGCAGGAUCGUGUUCUUCGUAGGAUCACAGAAGGCAUGAACACUGGAGUACUGCGGUGCUGUAAACUCUCCUCUCCGUAAGGUCCAACCAAGCAGCCUUUGCAUAAGCAGUAAGCUUCUGGGAUGUAUUUGGGGUAUCUUAAAGGAUCAUAGGAGACUCUAAAAGAAAAUAUUAGGAAAAAAUAAAAACAACUUACUUGUUUAUAAAUGUCAACGCUAUUCUGUUAGUAUACAUUCACCAGUUAAGUACUUUUUCCUAUUCCAUUAUCCAUGCAUUUAACAUUAACCAAAGAGCAGAUUAUUUUAGAAUAGCAGAUUGUUGAUCAGAAAGCCAGCACUAUUUGCUUAUGUGUAAAUCCGGUUAUGCACAUUGAAACUCCUGCCUUAGGGACGCCUGCAUUUCAUGUGUACCUGAAGGCUCAGUCGGUGAAAGCAUCAAGUGUGCAGACAAAGCACUUUACAGCAGCAGGCACCAAUAGAGUUUCAUGUCUUUGCAUAGCUCACAGGGAGAAUAGGAAAGACUGAAGAUUUAAGGGUUUUGAUUGCAAUUUAGUAGCAUAAGAAGCAAAGCCUGGUUGGGAUUUUUAUGCAGGAUAGCAUUAAUGGAUAUAUCAAGAAUGGACCACCAAACAAAACAAAUCCAAGUACCAUAUAUGCUCACAUGUAAGUGAAAAAUCAAUCGUAAAUUCAGACUUAUACGCCCAUUCAAAAAUGCGACAUUUUUUAAUCAUCUUGCCUCCUCCAAUCUCACAUCAUUUUCUCAGAUGCAUCAAAUUUUGUUGCAGCAGCGCAGUUGCCAAUUUAUUUUGCUACUUCAGCGACGUUUAAUUUAAAACCAGCUUCAUAUUUUCUUCAGAUCGAACGCUCCAUCGUAGAUAAUGAAUGCUCUUACGAUAAAGGUGUGAGAUACAAAAUCAGUGCAAAUGUUGCUUUGGAAUAGUUUGGGUAUUACUGUGUGGUCACGUAGGCACAAUACAUAGAGAAAAGAAAGGCCGUGUGCUCUGUGGCUACUCUCUCAGGUGGGCGUUAGCAUAGCAUAAUCUCUUGGACCAACAGAGUGAGUUUUCCGCAUUCAAUUUAUACAACCGACAUUAUAAAAUACCAGAAAUUAUAUUGUAAAAUCAAGUCCCGACUUAUUCUUAUCCGCGAGUAUAUACGGUAAACAUGUCAGGAUGGGGUCCAAACCUUACUGUGUUCCCUGCUUUGACGUGUAGUUUGCCUUUGAACUUCAUCUGUUAGUCUUCUUUGGCAGCAGCACUAAUCAUGUGCCACAGAAGAGCAGAUUCUCUCAGUGCUCGAGUAUUGUGCCUAAUGAGUCUCUGCAGAAGUGCUCUGUGGUCUUUUGAUGUCUUGCCUCUACCUUUGGAUUUAGCCAUUCUGCCCACUUUCUGGAUAGCUCUGCUUUUGCCUUUUUUCCUCCACCUGUGAUGUGACUGCCUGUCUGAUAGGGGUGGAAAAUUUCAUCAUUUAUGACUUUAUUCCAUUGCUUUAGUUAUGUUCCAUGCUACUGAGAUUUUUUAAAAUAUUUUGCAAUAUAUUAAAAACUGGUUUGGUUUUGCUGCAAUAUAUGCAAAUUAUUUUAUUUUUCUGACUGAGGUUAAAGCUGAAAUCAUUCCUUAGGCAAAAAUGUCAGUCUGUUGCACAUAAUCAGAAAAACACUUCAGUUCAUUCAUACUACUGGAUUUUAUAAAAAAAAAUUGGAAACGGAUUUAAACAAUCUCCACUGGAUGGCUAGAAAUCUGUGCAAUAAAUUGCUUUUAUUGCUUAUGGUUUUUUUUUUUGGUAUCGAGGUGGCCACCACAUUAUGUGGGAAAAGUAUGUUUUAGAAAAGGUAGGCUAUGUACUUACUAAUGCAUCCUCUUGCAGCCCAUAAAUAAUAAA